AUGAGCUCCUUUGCGACGUCGUUCUGGUCUUCGGACUAUGCAGGAGGUCUCGGCGUCCUCUUCCAGAAGCUCCAGCAGGGUGUGCAAGAGAAUGAGCAGAUCCUUACGAUUGCGCGGAUGCGCGCUGAGGCGGAGGAUAUGUAUGGGCAGAAGCUUGGGGAUAUAGAGAAUGCUACGAACAGGAUAGACGGGGGCUUUCAGAGAGAUGAUGGGGCUAGUCUCAAGAAGGCAUACGAAGGUGUGCGCGCUGAAAUGGGCGAGGCUUCGCGAAAUCACCGAAAGAUCGCUUCCAACAUCCGAGAACUAGUGAUCAAUCCCUUCAGUCGCUGGUGCGAUCAACAUGCUGCGCGAGUACAGAACAGCCAGGAUGAUUUGCAGGGUCGGAUCAAGGCACAUGACAGGCAGGCAGAGACAGUACGGCAAUACCGAAGCGCAUACUACAACAAGUGCAGGAGAGUGGAGGAUCUGGAUGAGGAGGAGAAGCUGGCUUUCCAGGAUCCCAGCUCUGCUACCACUGGAUCCCCUAAGCCUGCUCCACAAAGUGUGCCUAGCAUCAAGGUCGAGGAAGAGCUUGAGCCUGAGCCUAUUGAGAUUGGGGACGAGACAUACACGCCCGAGCAGGUCAAGAAGAUCCUCACGCAUGCCCUGGACAACAUCAAGCUCGGAGAGACCAAAGUUCCCAUCCUAGGCACGUAUCAGAAUGUGAGCACUGGCGCGGAAAUCGUGGAGUACAUCCAGAAGCAUUUGAAUGCCAGCAGUGUUGCAUAUGCAGAGAAGGUCGGACAGGACAUGAUCACCCACGGCUUUCUGCGAUUAAUUGGAAAUAUGGGCAACACUUUCGCGAACAGCAGCCGGUUGUACUAUCAAUGGCGGCCCAAGGUGUUUCAGAUCACUGGGAUUCCGGAGAAGAGACCCAAUCUGCUCAACCGCACCUCCACCAUCAUGUCUACUGGGUCCAAUGAUUCCAUUCCUGGCAGUCCAGUGAUCGGCGACCGAGUCAGUGAAUACCUUGGAGGUUGGAACCCACUAAACAACGCCCACCCGAACGAGACCCCAGCUGAGAAGUUGAGGCGAGAGGCCCGAGAGGCGGACGACCGUUACAAGGUGGCUGUCAAGAAACUGGACAGUCUACGGUGCGCUCUGGAGGAGGCCAUGAUUGAGCACAUGAAAUUCAUGGAGCGCUGCGAACUUGACCGCCUAAAAGCCAUCAAGGCCGUCAUUCUGGACUUCAGCGGCGCGAUCAGCAACGUCAUCCCAUCAUUACAGUCCACCGUUGACAACAUGAUGUUGUUCCAGGAGACUGUCCAGCCACAGGGAGACUUGCGAUACAUGCUGGAAAACUACAUGACUGGCAACUUCCUUCCCAAGGUAACAGUCUACGAGAACUACUACAACAAUAACGACGAGCAGACCUUUGGUGUUGAUAUCGAGGCGAGAGCACGAAGCGACCGGAAGCGAGUACCGCUUAUCAUUACGACUAUUCUGACAUUCCUCGACUCUCAUUAUCCAGAUCUUGAGGGUGACGAAGCACGCCGCAGUAUCUGGCUAGUCGAGGUUCCCUUGGCUGCUACGCAUCAUCUCCGGAAUCAAAUCAAUACUGGCAAGAUCGUCCCACAGGAGCUACUGGAGAAGUACGAAGUGCCGAUUGUGGCGUCGGUACUGAAGCUGUAUCUGCUUGAACUUCCGGACAGUCUGGUGAGCUCGCAUGUUUACGAAAUCAUCAAGACGAUCUACACAAGCACUGCACAAUCUGCUUCCGAGAGCACCAGAAUACAGGUCAUCCAAUCGACGCUCGGACAACUGCGACUUGCGAACAUUGCCACUCUGGAUGCCUUGGUCACCCAUUUCACCCGCCUGAUUGAGCUCACUAGCGCCGACGAUGCAUACAUCCAAGGCCUUUGCACCGCUCUUGCGCCAUGCAUCAUGCGACCGAAGCAGGAAACUGGCCUUAGUAUGAAUGAGAAGUACAACGUGCGAUUGCUACGGGAUCUCUUCGCCCACAAGGAUGCGAUCUUCGGCGAGCUCAAGAGACAAUCUGCUCUCACUCACACCAACUCAGGUUCCACGCGCAACACCCGUGCUAUCAGCACUGACGAAUCACGACGGAAAGAGCAUAUGGAAGAGCGACAACGAGCCAUUGCGGCAGCUCAGCAAGCGCAAGCAGGUGGCACGAGGAGCCGAAAUCCAAGCCCAGAUCCUGGCAGCAGAGUUCCACUGCCUGGUCACCGCAGGGAUCGUAGUAGAGGUCCUGAGACGAGGUUCCCGGUCAAUACCACAGCGGCACAGAACACACCUGACAGGAGGGUCAUGUCGCCAACGCAGUCCAGCACAUCGAGUCACCGUGACAGCCUAAGCGUUCCGCAGAGUCCACCUGGAGGAAAGGCACCUGCCUCGCAUGACACUUCAAGCCCUGACCGACCAAAUGGCAUGUUCCACCAGCCACCACCGACCGACGACUCCUCAGAAUCAUCGAAACGCCAAUCCGGCGCACCAAGGAUGUCUGCCUCGAUCAACUCCCCGUCCGACUUUGGCCACACCAAUCACUACUACAGCAGCAGCAUCGACUCCACACCCGGCGCACCAAACGGCAGCGCGGCGCCAACUUCGAACCCAAGCAUCCAACCGCCCGCCUCGAAAUACCGCAUCGUGAACCAAGAAGAGGUCGCAUCGCCUGUCGAAGCCACCCCGACGGAGAGCACGCCAACGAAGCAGGACAGUCUCAGCCGGCGAGGCGCAUACGGCCGUCGGGGGACCGGCGGCUUGAGCAGGCAGAGUCUCGUCAGUAGCAAGCACGACAGCGCGGAGGUGGAGCCUGAGAGCAAGGGCGUGCAGCUGGAGGACAAGCCGAUGGAUUUCGACUAG
Zasmidium cellare ATCC 36951 is the source of this 2862-nucleotide messenger RNA. RefSeq lists its product as uncharacterized. The record is from RefSeq and is a predicted model, not a curated record. The transcript is spliced from 3 exons. Gene Ontology annotation, cellular component: division septum; cell division site; plasma membrane. Bases 1 to 2862 code for a protein of 953 amino acids. Lineage: Eukaryota; Fungi; Ascomycota; Dothideomycetes; Mycosphaerellales; Mycosphaerellaceae. Gene Ontology annotation, molecular function: GTPase activator activity. Gene Ontology annotation, biological process: cytoskeleton organization; small GTPase-mediated signal transduction.